AUGCGACUAUAUACCAAACACAUCUCUUAUUAUGAUAUUAAACCAAUUCAAAUAAAAUGUAAAUCCCAAUUCAAACCUAUCCCACACAAAGCAGUGUUAUCACCGGAUGCGACACGGACAUUGGACGGGACAAAAUUGGGGCGUCCGAGUCCAUGUCCCAUAGAGCUUAUCAUUUCUAGCAACCCCAAUAGUUUUGCGUUAAAAUUAUAUGGAGGAAUCGCCUUCCCACUAGGAUUAUUAUUGUAUUUCACUUUAUGUUACUAUGGAAUUUCUUACUCGAAAAAAAAUGAUGUCAAAAUUAAUGCUGCCGGAACUACGUCAGGCAUUGAAUUAGGUGACCUUGGUGAUAGUGGAGGAUGUGGUGGAUGUGGAGGAGGAUGUGGAGGUGAUUAG
Messenger RNA from Diversispora eburnea, 393 nucleotides. The record is from the annotation of a GenBank genome assembly. Lineage: Eukaryota; Fungi; Glomeromycota; Glomeromycetes; Diversisporales; Diversisporaceae.